UGGCGCAGGCGCGUUUCGGGGGCUCCGCUUGUUCAGGGAUCACUGAUAGUUGGGCCAAACGGGCGCGCGCGCGCGCGGGCUGUGCCAGCGGGCCGCGCGUCGGACGCGGACGGCUCAAGGGGCCCGACGUGGCUACGUCGGGAGCGGGACCGGCCGGUGACUAGCGGGCGCUGCGAUGGCCGAGGGUAGCGCGGUGUCCGACCCGCAGCACGCCGCGCGCCUGCUGCGAGCGCUCAGCUCUUUCCGCGAGGAGUCCCGCUUCUGCGACGCGCACCUGGUCCUCGACGGGGAGGAGAUCCCCGUUCAGAAGAAUAUCUUGGCGGCAGCCAGCCCGUACAUCAGGACAAAGUUAAACUAUAAUCCUCCAAAAGAUGAUGGAUCAACCUAUAAGAUUGAACUUGAAGGGAUAUCGGUAAUGGUUAUGAGAGAGAUCCUGGAUUACAUCUUCAGUGGGCAGAUCCGGCUAAACGAAGACACCAUCCAAGAUGUUGUUCAGGCAGCGGACCUGCUCCUGCUGACGGACCUUAAAACUCUGUGCUGCGAGUUUCUAGAAGGCUGCAUCGCCGCCGAGAACUGCAUCGGGAUCCGUGACUUUGCACUCCAUUACUGCCUGCACCACGUGCAUUACCUGGCAACGGAAUACCUGGAGACUCACUUCCGAGAUGUCAGCAGCACAGAGGAAUUCCUGGAACUGAGUCCUCAGAAGCUUAAAGAAGUGAUUUCUCUUGAGAAGUUAAAUGUUGGCAAUGAAAGAUACGUGUUUGAGGCAGUAAUUCGAUGGAUCGCACAUGAUACAGAAAUAAGAAAGGUCCACAUGAAGGAUGUUAUGUCAGCACUGUGGGUUUCGGGGUUGGACUCCAGCUACUUACGGGAGCAGAUGCUGAAUGAACCGUUAGUACGAGAAAUCGUCAAAGAGUGCAGCAACAUACCACUGAGCCAGCCGCAGCAGGGGGAGGCGAUGCUGGCCAAUUUCAAACCCCGGGGCUACUCGGAAUGCAUCGUGACUGUUGGUGGAGAAGAAAGAGUUUCACGGAAACCAACAGCAGCAAUGCGAUGUAUGUGCCCUCUUUAUGACCCCAAUAGGCAGCUUUGGAUUGAACUGGCCCCUUUAAGCAUGCCAAGAAUUAACCACGGAGUGCUCUCAGCAGAGGGAUUUUUGUUUGUAUUUGGGGGACAAGAUGAAAAUAAGCAGACCCUGAGCUCUGGAGAAAAGUACGACCCGGAUGCAAAUUCAUGGACUGCAUUGCCACCAAUGAACGAGGGAAGACAUAACUUUGGAAUUGUGGAGAUAGAUGGAAUGCUGUACAUUUUAGGAGGAGAGGAUGGUGACAAAGAGCUAAUUUCCAUGGAGUGUUAUGAUAUUUAUUCUAAAACCUGGACAAAGCAACCCGAUUUGACCAUGGUUAGAAAGAUUGGCUGCUAUGCAGCUAUGAAAAAGAAAAUCUAUGCCAUGGGUGGAGGGUCGUACGGAAAACUUUUUGAGUCUGUGGAGUGCUACGACCCGCGGACCCAGCAGUGGACUGCCAUCUGUCCGCUGAAAGAGAAAAGAUUCGGGGCGGUGGCCUGUGGGGUGGCCAUGGAGCUGUACGUGUUUGGUGGCGUCCGAGGCCGCGAGGACGUCCCAGUCACCAACGAGAUGGUGACGUGCAAGUCGGAAUUCUACCAUGAUGAGUUUAAAAGGUGGAUCUACCUUCAUGACCAGAAUUUAUGCAUCCCCGCCAGUUCCUCUUUUGUUUAUGGAGCUGUACCCAUAGGAGCCAGUAUUUAUGUUAUCGGAGAUCUUGACACAGGCACCAAUUACGACUACGUGCGUGAGUUUAAAAGAAGCACUGGAACCUGGCACCACACUAAACCACUCCUUCCAUCCGACCUCCGCCGCACUGGGUGUGCAGCCUUACGUAUUGCAAAUUGCAAGCUUUUCCGCCUGCAGCUUCAGCAAGGCUUAUUUCGUAUCCGUGUUCAUUCACCUUGAAGAGGAGGCAGAGCGGAAGCAGAGCUCCUGACCAAGUGCACCGUCACACGGCUCUACACAAGGGGGACCGAGAUGGCAGCCUAAACUUGCUCUGCGUGCCAGGCUUUGUGUGGUAACUCUGGUGGUUUUAUAAUGCUUAGGCGCUUGAGCUUCAGCUCUUGUUUGGGAGAACAUGUAACUGUUCAAAAACUACCUGGGAGGAAUCGGUUCCUCCAGUUAGGUGUGUCUAUAGACAAAUGGAGGCUAGAUGGUGUCAAAAGGAAGAGGGAGGUGGGAAUCGGUAAUUAUGUAAAAUAUUGAAGUUAAAAUACUAAGGUGCAUCUUUCCUGAAGGUAUACUGCUGUGUACCUGGCUUUGGUAAACAAACAAACAAAAAUCCGUAUAUGCAAAUCAACAUAUCCAAACAUACCAAGACUGCUUUUGUCCUGCACUUGGAAGGAAAUAUUACGCCUAACCCUGCCCAACAAAUUAAGGAUUGUGCCUCAAGUGUUAGAUUGGACGGUGUGCCAGCUAGUCUCCAUUUACUACUAGUAUUCUGUGCUAAGAAUCUUUUUUAAACUAUAUUAUGAUAAAUUGAAACUAAGAUAAAAUUUCUCUUUGAUGACAUUCUAUCUUAGUAACCCUCAGUAAAUUAACAAGUCAGGUUGCAGCCCUUGUAUGAAUUUAAAGGAAGUUGCUAACUUCUGUGUGAAUCUAGAUUAAGGUACGUUCCGCCAUAGUUUCUGGGGCAGCACUCUCGGAGUUGCGAAGGAUCUCAGGCAGUGCCAGUCUCCCCUUCGAGUAAUCAGAAUAGUUUUAUGGAUAUGAGCGGAUUAGAGAGGAGGAGAUUUUACAGCAGAAAGACCUGAAUCAGACAACUAAUAACGGUCUGCUGUGACCACACACACACACACAAAAUGAUAAUAAAAUAAAAUAAAAAACCCCAAAAAACACAAAAAACAAAAACAGUCCAGACAAAAUAUAACGGGAUCAAAACUUCUAAAAAUAAUCUGUCUGAAAGCACACAGAGUCUCGUUUACUACAGUUUAGGGUUUGAAGACUUGUCUUAGAAUGGGAACAUGUGUUCAGAAUCUAGUCUUUGUAGUAGACUGUCCUCAAUGCCAUUCACCAGUAAGGGUUUUAGACAAAUUACGAUAAAGUUUGGCUGGUAGAAUAAACUACCUCAACUUAAUUUCAUUCUGUUCAUCGUAGAGCAAACUCCUCCUUUCCCCUCUCACUCCCACGCCGCUCUGCCCCACAUCCCGCUGUGGGGGAGGGUCUGUCAUUAGCAGCAUUUCUCUUGUAAGAUACUUUGUUUUCCAUUCAAAUUAGACCACAUUAGUGUGAAAUCAGGGACUUCAGAGUGCUCGAUUACUUCAUCCUUUGAAUUUUAUGCAAUAUCAGAUUUCUGAUCAAUUUAAUAAUAUAGAAUUCUUCAUUUUUUAAUUGUUUCCUACAGCUUUCCCCCGCCCCUCUCUUAGAACAUGGCUCUAAGAAGCAGUGUUUUAUCUUAAAGAUUAAUGUAUAAAUGUAUCUGGUAGUUGUAAAUUUGAGGACAGGAAUUUCUUUAGGAAACUUCCUAUAUGGAAUGUUUGUAUGCUAUUAACAUGCAUGUGAAAUGUUGCUUGUGUUUUCCCACCAUGAAUAGAAAAAAGGGUGAGAGGUUUUUGUUUCUGUUUUCGUUUCAAAUACCCACUAGAAGUCAACAACACAGUGCUACCAGAGUUGCUGGGAGGAGCCUCGCCCGUGGCGGUUCUGCAGAAUGUCAUGUGUGGCACAUUAAUGCUCCAUUCUGGCAGAAGACUUUGGUAAAAGAAGGAGUGAGGUCUUUCUCUUCUCUGUCAAAGGCACGAGGCCAGGUCUGCCACAUGUCUCAGUAACACGGUCCAGUUGGGCCUGUAAAUCAAAGCCGGCCCUUUCCCUUCGUGUUGCGUGUGGGUCCGCUGUUGUCUGCACACUUUCCCAGUGAUGCUUUGGAUGUUUUAUCAAAGCAAGCUCCAUGGCCACUGCACAGACAGAAAACCUUCUUCUUGCAAUUAGGUAUUCGUUUUAGAGAAAACAAAUUGCUGAAAAAGUGAAUUUUCUUUAGUAAGGGAUCUUGUAUCGAACACAGCUUUGGCAUUCAAAAGCUGCAGUUGAGAUACGUUACAGUAGUAAUCGGUAUCUCAUUAAAGCCAUGUCAGUCAGCAGUUCUCUCUUUUUUAAGUUCUGAAGUUUAAACUCUUCGCAGCCUACGCCGGGCCUCUCCGAGGAGAGGGUUCGUUGGUCAGGAGUGAGCAGGCUCGUGUCGUAACCUUGGCAGUGCCCCGCACUUUGUUUUUCAAAGUUAUGUUUUUUUAAAUUCAGUUUGUUGACAUGACAGCUGCAGAAAUUAGGGAAUAUUUUAUAAAAUAAAUUUGCCACAUAAUAUGGGAUGCAACAACCAACAAAAGCUGCUAAGUGCCAAACUGAUUUUUACUCUAUAUAUACAUAUAUAUAUAUAUAAAUAUGAAAAUAUUUUGUUGAAGUGUAGGGAUGUAUUUAAUUUUAUUAUGUUCCAAAAUUAAUCAUGACCUUUUUUUGUAAAUUACAGUUAUUUCAGUAUUGCGAAAUAAAUUUUAACUCAUUUCAUGCAGGUUUGUGUUUUAACAUUCCACUUAUGACUUGAAACAUCUUUUCUCGAUCAAUUUUUGAUACUUCUUUUUCCAUAAGGCACUUUUACCAGGCAUAUGUUGGAAUUGGCGGCUGAGGCUAGAUCUUAAAAUUUUAAAUAUAAUAUCUUUGGGGGAAGUGCAAUUUAUUUUCCUUAUCCCACCAACAGAAGGAAAGUUGUCUCAGGUUAGAGUAAGUGAGUACAUUUAAAGGAUCUCCCCUGUGCUACAAUCUAAAGUAGAUUUGUUUGUUUCUUUAGCCCAUCCAAAUGUAGAUUUUUCAAAGAUUCUAAGUGUUUAAUUUAAAAUGAAGUUUUGUGAGGGGGAUUUCUGAUAGUGCUUAUAUCCUGUGAAAGGAAAAAGUGUGAAGAGAGAUGUGAGAGUGAGGGCGAGAGUGAGUGUGUGUGUGUGUGUGUGUAUGUGUGCGUGCACGCACACGUGUGUGUGCUAUGCAACUUGGUAAGUCCGUUUGUAUAUGUUUACUUUUGAAUUGUAGUUCCAAACUACAUAUAUUACUGUUUUCUGGUGCUUCUGAUAAAUUCUUGAGCCUGUGGCCCUUCAGUUCAUACUACUGUGUUAAACUCACGUUGAGUGUAAAUAUUGAUAAAUUUGUAGUUUGUAGUUUUACUUGGUGUUUGCAUUUCUUUUCUUUAGUGGGAUUAACAAUGUUUGCCAACUAGUAGUUGGUAUGCUAUAAAGAUUUGGCCUAAGAAAUUUCUAAAUUCAUUGUGUAUUUCGUUAACUUAUUAUUUCAUUGCUGUGAGGAGGUAAUAGCUAACGGUGGGCUUUUUUCAAGCUGUAACAACCAAAAAGGCACAUUCAGGGGGGAUGCUGGGUGGCGUGUUGUCUGUAUUGAAGUGUCCUGUCCUGUUGCACUACCACUUUAACGAUGGCACUUUCUUCAGUGGUGCUUUAGAAGUGCCUUUUUAAAUCAUUUCUGUGUGGGGUUCCCUAGGCAAUGCACAGGAAAUACAGUCCUUACAUUGACAUGGUGAGGGUGGGGCUGCCUUUGCCGUGCAUCUCAGUUACCCAUGGCAGUAAGUUCGGCUUUCAGAGAAAUGUGUUAGCUGCCUUGGUCCAUUGGGGUUCCAUUUGAUAUGUUCCUAUUAGAACAAACCAAACCGGGACCCUGAAAUGUUUUCCAGGGACCACUGAAAACACUGCAAUAUUCCUUCCAGAAUGUUGGCUUUCUUGAUUCAAGAGGAGCCUCCUCUGGUCAGAUAAAGACAUUUGACUAUCUGGGGAAAGAAUAAGGUGCACUUACACUGCACAUUGCAUCAAUUUAACAAGUGCUGGGACCCCCCACCCCCUUAAAAAGCACCUGGUGGAAGGGAAAGACGAGGCUGCUCUUGUUCAGUGGCUGCCCUCUCAAGCUUGUGAGCUUUGGGGGGAGCCAGUGAGAGAGGGGACUCUGAUUGGUGUAGAAAAGCCUGCCCUAGGUUUAAUCAACAAAUGUUUAUUGAGCACCUACUAAGGUUUCUGCUUGCAUUUCUGAGGAGCUUAACAGUGAGGCAGGUAGAACACUGCUCUCCCUCUGGACUGCAAACUCCUGGGACAGGGACCGCACCUUAGUCAUCUGCUAAUCCCAGCUUCACAGCAGGCAGGCAGUGAAGGCUGGAGCAGUGAAUGCUGGACCAGUGAAUGUGGCGUGCUGUGCUCCAAGUGAUGUGUUUCACGGGGCUGCCAAGUACCCUCCAAGGGGGACUUAGAAUUUUCUGGAUUUUAAGUGAGAAAGUUUGUGCACAGGUGUGCUGGCCUAUAAAGUGGGAGCCCAGCACAGAAGAAGCGCAGGGUGCCUGACAUGUGACACGCCGCCCUGUGGCUUCUAUCUGGUCUGCAGGGCUUCUGAGACCCUCUGCUCAGCACGCCCAACAACAUUUUUCACGUUUACUAUUGGGUGUUAUUUAUGGCUUUUUAUAUGGGGCUCAAAAUCUUUUCCAGAACGUACUGCUUUGAUCCUUGCCUCUGCGUGAAGGCGCAGGGCUCGCUACUAGACAGGGAGCCGCCCUCGAGGCCAGUAGACGCAGCCUCACUGCGCUGCACACGGGAGUCCUCGCCACAGGCAGAACCCAGGCCUCUGGGCUGUCAUCUCGCCGUUCAGCCUAUGAGACUCACUUCAUUUUCUAGGCAGACAGGAUUCUUAUAAUCAUCUAAUAAUCAUUAAACCCCCAAACAUAUUUUUUUUGCAAACUGCACAGAUAUAAAAUAAAAGAUCUUUGAUUUUGUCUAGUUAUAGGAAUUUUCAGAAUUUACUAAGUCUGUAGGAACAGAAGUAAUAAGUGUGUUUGAAAGAGAAGCUGCUUUUACUGUAAAAGAGCUGAAGCUUCAUAUAUAAACUCCCUUUACUGGCCACGCGUAAGGUGAUCAGUAAGGGAAAGGGAAUCGUGUCUUAGAAUGUUAAAGAAAAUACUUUGCUAGCUGUUUAGUAACCCUGAAUAUUCAUUAUAGCCAGUUCAGAAAUUAUAGAAACUCGUGGUAUACAGGUGAGGAGUCCCCCACUUGUCCGUGUUUGAGAAGAGCGUGAACUCAGUUUGAGAGUUUGUUCUGCCUGUGCUGGCAGUGAAGUCUCAGUGGUAUUGAAUUACAGACUUUUUUUUUUUUUUUUUGGCAAGCCAGCUGAUAACUUUUAAUUUUUUAAUAGCUUUCAGAAGGAAAUCUGUUAUCAUUUUAACUUAAACAUACACACAUACCAACUUUGUCUCAUUACAAAAGUUCCGUUUAUGUGACAUCUGAGGAGCUCACUUACGACUGUGCUCUCUGGCCUGACGCCUACAGUUUAGGAAAGUUUGUUCUUUCUUAAUUCUGUCAUCAAAGCUCUGCAAGUGAAUUGAUCUUUAAAUUCUAUCUCUUUCAAAUACCUGACAACAAAGUUCUAGAUAGUCAGAUAUCUAAAACAACGUUAUGUGAUUAUCUAGUGGGAAAUGUCUGUUGCCUUCUGUUUUAUUUUUGAAAUAAAAGCUAUGUUUUUUAAAGUGCUACUCAACUGAAAUUUGGGCUAAUUAUAACUUUUGUUGUUAAUGUCCUCCUCGCCCCGCAAAGUCGUAAAUUCUGAAGUUGCUGCAAUGUGAAUUGGAGAAGGUGCGAGCAGGGGCAAGACGCCAGGCCAGGCCCUGGUGCGCACUGCUAGGACAAGCUGGAAAGAGAUAGAGAGCAGGUGGACAGGACCCUUGUCAAGAAAAGGCCCCUUCAGGUAACUCAGACCCCAAGCCGGUGCAGGUUCAUCUUGCUUUCUGGUUGGUGAAUGACAUUUAUUAGAAGUUUACUUGCAGUACAAAUCAUAAGUUAAGUGCUUUAUUUUUAUUGUUCUUAUUCAUCAAUUACAAUUACAGUGGUGCACCUAAGAACCUUGGAUCAUAUAUUUUGAAGUUAAACCAAUGAACUUGGUUUAAAUGUGACUCUCUGAAGCUUGCUUUAUCAUGUUUCCUGUUUAGUUGGGUGAGAAUUACAUGCACUUAUUCCCUUGUUCUUGGUAUUUAUAGGAGAAACUCUGUUCUCGGCUACCUCAUUGUGUGGUGUUGUGCUUGAUCCCCUGCCAGUUUAAAAGAAUUCAACACAUUCUGUCCUUUGACAAAAGCCUGGAAGCAAGCAGUGAGCGGCCUUGAGGAAUACAAUUCUCUAAGGUGUAUUUUCCAUUUUACUGCUUUUUUUUUUUAAUAGGCACUUUCAAUCAGGAGGAAUAGAUAUUCUCCUAGAGCUGCUGCAGAGUGAUUACUUGAAACUCAACUUGAACUUUAAAGAGUCUUCAAAAGACUGUGUUUUCAUAAUGUAGGAAAGUAGUAUAUUUCAACACCACUGCUGUGUAAAAUAGUUUGAUUUCCAUCCUCAUUAGCAUCAGGCAGGAAAUCUGUCAGGAGUUUGACCCACUGUUUGGAACUGAGAUGCCUGGGGCUACUGUUUUUCAUUUUCUGUAAGGCGCUAUCAUGAGCAGUUUGAGGAUCUAUUAAAUGCGUUUUCAUGAAUUGGAUUCCCAUGAGUCUUUCAUGUUGAUGAAAAUAUAGGCUCAUGACUAGAUUCUUCUUCUCUUUUAGUUCUGAUAACCUGGGCCUUUAAAACACACCACUGGAAUUGUCUGUCGCCCAGGUGCAGGGUUGAGGUUGGCCGAACAACAAAGAAUUGCAUUAUACUUAAAAUUGUGAGUGAUGAGGUUUGUUCCCCGUGUCGGCGAAAUGUCCCUCCCUUCCUCCCGUGUGUGCCUUCUCCCUGGGGCCCUGUCAGCUCACCGAGGCGCUGAGGGAAGAAGCUGCGAGGCCCAUCGGUUCUCAUAGACAGAUCUGACCUUUCAGGGGUGAUUUCUUAUGGGAACUAGGGAUAGUGCCCAGAAGUGUAAAGCCCGUUCCUGCAAACUUAGCAUACUAGGAAUAACUUCACUUAGGAGAUAAAAUUUAAAAACUUGACUCUCCUUAUGUAGUAAUAAGAUUUCAUUUUUACACUCGUGCUUCUUAGAGUCUUUUAUGGGGCCUGCUCCUGACAGUAGAGUGGCAGCUGCCCCUCAGGUGACAGCAGUGAGCGCCCGUGGUCCUGGCAGCAGGCCAGGAGACAUUUUCUUGGGUGGUUUUCAAGAGAACCCAGGCCCUUUAGAGCUCCUAACUGUGUUGUAAUUAUUUUUGUGAGGAAACCAUCUGUAAACAUUUGACGUACUUUCCUGAGCAGACCUAGUGGUUACGGGCAGGUGUGGGCUUGUGGUCCAGGUGCGUGUGGGUGUGCAACUUCUACCACUGACGGCUUCGUGACCUUUGCAAGCCCUUGAACCCUAAAGCUUGGUUUCCUACCUUCGGAAGUAUGGGAUAAUGGGUGUUUGCCUCUUAGGGCUGCUGUGAGGAGUAGGGGAAGUGAUGGUGAGAGCUCGGGCUCGCUGGGGCCUUGCACACAAAGGGUGGUGGUGGUUAUGACCUUGACUGCCAUUGACCCUCAUCUCGGCCUCUGGUCAUUGAUUACGUCAGCUCCUGUGGGGCAGGGGCUGCCCCGUGCUGAGCCUCCCUGGCCUUGGUGCACUCCUCAUUCUCACGGCUGCUGCCAUGUGAUGCCCAAGUAAAUGUAUAUUUGUGUCCAUAAGAUUAUUUACUUUCUAGACACCUUCUGCUUCUCUAAUAUUUAAGUUUAAGAUGAUUCUGGAUAGCUGAAAUAUCCCAAAAUAUGUGUUUACAGUGUUUAGACUUGUUAUGAGUAACCCUUGAUUCAGAAUUUGCCUAAUGAAGCCCCGUAGUAAUACUUAAAACUCUUUACCAAGGUUGAAUUUUUCCUUUUUUUCCCCUAAAAUAUCAAAAGUAGUAGACUAUAUUGGUCAGAUAAACGAGAUAUUUUCUAGAUCUCUAUUUGAGAUCAGUAGACCUAAACUAUUCCCUCUUAACUCGGACGCGAUGCAAAACUUAAAAACAAGCUAACGAAAUUUGUAUUCUGGUGUGAGUGUGUGUGUGAGUGAGUAGAACUUUUGUACCUUCAGAAAAGAAGGGUUAUUUAACCGAGAUACAACAGUGAACUGCCUGACCCUUUUAUCCUUUUCUAGUAUCACUUUUCAGUUCAGAUUAUGGGACUGGCAGAUGUGUCAGGCUGUGACGUGCCCAGCUUAUCCGGACUUCAGUAAGGCGUUCGAUAAAGUCGUUCCUAAUAUCUCUGUGAAUUUCCUUUGAGAAAAGGAAGUAGAAACAGGGCUGAAAGGGCUGAGUUAUAGAUGGAACGGACUGAACACCCAGACGGUGGCCGUGGUGAGACUGGGUCCCUGUUCGUGUGGACUGAGGUCCUCUAACAGUGUCCAGUUUUAAUGUUUUUAUUAAUCACUUUCAUAAAAAGGUAAAAGAAACAGUGCUGGGAGGGAUUAAGUGUUGGGUGUUCAGGUCUGCAGUGCUCUUUAGUCUAAUAAGAGAGCUAAAUAUAAAGCCUUCCGUCUAGCUUCAGAGAAGAUAGUUCCUAAUCGAAAAAGAAAGGAAAACGGUGGGGCUGCAGGGCUGACCCUUGAUGUUUAGAACAUAAGCCAGGGUUUAAAAUAACAGCACGUGUUUGUGUGGGGGCUGAUGACCAGAAAUGGAAGUCUGUUCUGCUGCUUUCAUCCAUCCAGGGCCCGCAUGGAGGUAGCUGUCAGUUCCGGGCCACGCACGCUGGGGGACCUGAGCAGGUCUGGGGGCCACCCUGAGGAUGGCCACUGGGGCGCUGGGCGCUCUGGACGCUGUAGCGAGAGCCUUUGAAGGCCCGAGGCUCCGACCUGGAGCGAAGCCUUUGGGAGGACAGGUGGGCUUACUGCAGAGUGCCUGGCUCUGGCCAGCAGGCAGAAACUAGAGAGACAGAGUUUUGUCGUUUUAGAACUUUCAAGUGGAAUCGCCCGCCUCAUGGCAAAGUGGUGCUUCCGGGGGUCCUGAACGCUCGUCUGUGGAAGGGCUCCCAAGGGUGACUCCCUGCAGCUCUGGCUCGCUCCGCAGAGAGCCCUGCCCUGUGGCACGGCACGGCUGAUGCUCUCCAAAGCUCCUUGCAAACAAGAGGUUCUGGGAACAGUUUAGUAAAGAAGAAAAAAUAAUAAUGUUGGUACCUUAACUUUCACGUUGUCUUUGAGGAGGAGAGUCUUGGUUCUUUUAACUUGUGCCCUCUCCCGUGUUCCCUUCUCCCCUCGCUCCCUCUCUGCCUGCCCGCUCACUGUCUCUUGCUCGCAGCCACGGCCAACAGCCCCUGCUGUCUUCAGCAGCGCUUCCACAAGAGUUUUCUAGAGAUCACCCUAAAGCCAGAUUGUCAACUAGAACAAUGAUUCUUGCUUUUUCUAUACUUUUUUGUUUUAAUCACUUAGUACCUCUGCAGAUUCCAGAAAGCUGAUAAAACUUGCAUUCUGUCCUUUGAGAACAGUUUCCACAGGACCUGGUCCCUCUCGUGGUUGGUCUCCCCCUCUUCUGUGAAGGCUCAGUGCCAUCUACUCUCAGCUACGGGAGGGCGGGGAGGGCACCCUUGUGUCUUUUCCUGCCCCCACUGCCGUAGGAAGGCUCUGCCCUGAGACCGGAAACAGGCACGAACGGAGACAUGCAGCCCAGUCCCCGGGAGGGAGCCGGCUGUUUUCCCCAUGUGCUUGCUCCCCCUUUCCGAAGGCGUCUCGCUUAAUGAUAACCUUUGGUUUGAACCGUGUUGUUUUCCCCGUGUGCUGCCCACAGGUACUGCUGGGGGGGGGGGGUCUCUCUGAGGAAGUAGGCCCUUCCACUGGUUGGCACUUCUUUAUGCCAGUUUAGGGACUUGCGCCAGAGUGGGAGAGGUCAUUUCAGGCCUGUGUGAGUCCUCGCUUUACACACUUUCCUUGGCGGUUGCAUACCUGCCUUGCCCUCUGUUCCUCACCCCGUAACUGUCUUAGCCUGACUUUUUAACCGCUUGAGUUAUGUAUUAAAGGGGAGUGGGCUCUUCUAGUGCCCCAGGUCAUUAGCCUAAUAUUAUUUCUUAAAAAGGCAUCUUCUGGGAGUCCCUGGCCUGGGCUUUGUGACUACCCCUUUCCACAGCCAGCACGUCCUGGCUGCAGGAGAGCCAGACCUGUGGCCCAGGCCCCGGAAGCUUCCCAGAAUCUGCCACCCUCUGUUCCUGCCAGGUGAGGACUGGGGGCCCAGAGCCUCUCCCCGCCUGUGGCAUCACCGACUACAGAUCUGUGGCUCCUUAAGCAACUGUAGACUAGGACAGCCUCCCUGGGGCCCAGGUGGCUCCCACCUCCCACAUGUGCCCUGCAGGCCCUCAAGGCUCCUCCCUGAGGCAGGAGGGGGGCUCCAGACGCCACACGUACUACCUCAGCACCGGCCGGGAGGCACUGUGUGGGCCCGGACCGUCCGAGACUUGCGCUCAGGGCCGGGAGCUCUUGGAAACUGGCGUGAACGAGCUCGGCCACGGUGUCCACGGGCCUGCACAGGGUGUCCCGUGUGGGUUCUGGUCCGCACCAGUCUGGCCGGCACUGGUCAGAGCAGAGGAAGGCCCGUGUUCGCUUUUCUCUUCGUUAGCUCUGGCUAGAGAGCGCUGCGCUCCAAACUGUGUAUAGAGUCAGAGAUUAGAAGUGCUUGUUUACAAUAAGAGAGACCUUUUCAUAUAUUUUUCAAAAGGAGCUUUUGCUGCAGAAGAAACACCAGAGGAAAAAAAAAUUUAUUAUUAUCAUUAAUCUAGCGUAUGCUCACUGAAUUAGACUCUUAGGCUUUGUAAAAAAAUUAUGUAGGCAGUAGUAUAUGGAGCAAAGGGGUAUCAUCAGCUUAAAAACAAGCCUUUGGUUUACGUGGGUUUAUAGCAUUGUCUUCCUAUGUGGCACCUCAAAAUUCUGCCUGAAAACAGAUCACCCCAAAUCCAUGGGCUGGAUCGUUUUAUGGUGGGAAAUGUGUCGGUGGCCUUUGGUUGAGAAAAGCACAGGUAUUUAGGAAACUUGCUUAAUAAUUAAUCAGGGGCUUUUUCUGCCGACGGGAUCUUUUCAUUUUCACUCAUCUGUAACACAGCUUUUGUUUGGUUCCUCACCCCUGUGCCCCUGCAGGCCGCCAGUGACAGAGUCGUACUCAUUUUGUUUUGAAUCACACCAUUUGGGAACUGUGACAAUCAUCAAAAAAUAAUCACAGCUUGGGCAGAAAUUUCAAACAACUGUUGCAGCCAGUUCUGCAGUUUGUACCCAUAGAACGGGGGCGGGGUGGGGGGUGAUCAGCAGACUUAAAAAAAGGCACCUCCCCUCCCUUCCCAUUUCCUCCCAUCCUCACCAGAAACUGCUGCAGAAGCGCCCGCAGCGGGCUCCGGCAGACUUCAUUUCAUCCCGCCGUGCCUGUCUGACCAAGACCCGCCCAUGAAACUUGCACACCCAUUGGUCUCCUGGCACUGAUGUCAGUCCUCUGCCACAAGAGAAAAAACUAUUCUAAGGGGGGAUUCCUUAAAACAGGGUUGUAAUUCAGCCCUACUCUCAGACUUGUGGCUGAUCUUCACGGCGGGCCCGGAGCCAGUGAACGGCCAGCGUCGCUCCUGUCAGCUGGCGCCUCUGUGGCACCAGGUGCCACAUACGCAACAGCCACACUCGUCGAGAACCAGUUCUCAGUGCCCUCUUGGUGUGCCAUUUUAUUAUAUUCAGUACCAUAAGGAAAUUCUUGUGAAUACCAUAGAAAUACCAAAUUCCCCAAACACCACAUCAAAGUUCACUCUGUUAAACACAGAUCUUUGUUUAACCAACAUCUCUGUAUCUUCUUACAUGGUACAUACAGAAUAGUUUUAAUAUUAAUAUUUAAUAUUUAGUAAGAUUCCAAGUUGGGAAGUCUACUUGGGGAUAUAUUCAGGCUAGGUUGUAUUGUGUGUGAUAAGGUGUAUCCUGAUCUUUAAAGAGACACCAACU
Molecule: messenger RNA, 13879 nt
Organism: Phyllostomus discolor (pale spear-nosed bat)
Lineage: Eukaryota; Metazoa; Chordata; Mammalia; Chiroptera; Phyllostomidae
Gene: GAN
Product: gigaxonin
Exons: 11
Coding region: 176-1972 (598 amino acids)
Biological process (GO): cytoskeleton organization
Molecular function (GO): protein binding
Source: RefSeq, a predicted model, not a curated record